UACCUACUCUCUCUAUUAAUAAUUUGUGAUGAUAAAAGAUGAACCCAGAGCCAUAAAGCCAGUAAAAAAGAUAGAUAACAAUAAUACAUUUUUUGAUAAAUAAAUUCCUAUUUUUGUUUUUAUUUUGUAAUAUCAGCUAAAUUUGCAUUAUUAAUUAGUAAUAGUAAUUUUCAAUAACAUGCGGGUAUUCUUAGCAGAAGAUAAUCUUUGUGCUCAAAAUUUACUAAAACUUGUUUCUCAUGGAAAUGCUAUAUUGGCUGAAAUAUUAAGGCUAAAAGACCACAUUCCCAAAGUGUUUUUGUUAGAAAGUAGAGAGAUUCAACAAAAUUAUCAAGAUGUCAUCAUGGACUUUAGUUAUUUUAAAGUAUCAGAAGUUCAAGAAAAGAAGAUCAGCGCAAGUACAAAACUACAAGAAUUAGAUGAUGACUUAAAAGAAAAAUACCUUGAACUCAUAACUCGGUUUUACUUACUCUUUGAAAAUAUCUAUCAGUAUAUUGUAGAUCUGAAUACAUUUGUAGAACAAUUACACGAUGGAGCUUUCAUACAACAAACUAUUGAAACAGUAAUGAAAGAUAUUGAGGGCAAACAACUGUUGUGUGAAUCCUUAUAUUUGUAUGGUGCUAUGCUUCUGCUGUGUGACCUGUACAUACCUGGAUAUGUGAGGGAAAGGCUGCUAGUUGCAUUUUACCGAUACAGCACAAGUCAGUCUCAGUCAAAUGUAGACGAUGUUUGCAAGCUACUGAGAGACACCGGCUAUAACCAGCAACAGGCGAAAAGACCUUCCGAUUAUCCCGUUGAAUAUUUUAGUCGCGUUCCAAUCCAUCCAGAUUUUAUGGAGAAGGUUGUAGGGAAGUUGAGAUCUGAGGAUAUAUACAACCAGCUAGCUGUUUAUACUAUUCCCGAGCACCAGGCGUCUGCUCUCGCCACUCAGGCCAGUAUGCUGGUCGUCUGCUUAUUUUUUACCCCUCACUAUUUGCAUAGUGAUACAUCAAAAAUGAGAGAGAUUGUAGAUAAGUUUUUCCCAUGUAACUGGAUUAUACCAAUUUACAUGGGUGUUACCAUGAAUUUAGUUGAUUACUGGGAAAACUUUAAAGCGGCCAAAAAUUCACUCAGCAAUACUUGUAACACCAAAAUGGUCAAGGAGAUUUAUGCAAAACGCGGCAACUCAGUACAGUUGCUUAUAAAUAAGACCCAUUUACUAUUGAAGGAAGGCACAUUCACUGAUGAAUUUGUCCUAGACAAUAUAAGCAAAAUCUUAAAUGUAAUUUUGAAUUCAAAUCAUGUUCUGCGCUGGUUACUGUUGCACAACAGUGAUGUAAUAUUUUUUGAUAACAACAAAAAGAGUAAACAACUAAAGGACUUAGUUACAAAAGAAUCCAGCUAUGACCCACUCAAAAUUCUCGAACUCCUGAUAAGUACGGCAGAGUUAGAGUUAAAAGUUAGAGAGUUUUUGAGGAAGCUGCUCGAUUCUAGAAGUGAUACUUGGAAUAAAAACAAAGAGCUCGCUUUGGAGGCAAUCAAUAAUCUAUCUGAAUUAUUUUCGGGAUCGAAUCCAUAUACAAAAGUAGUUGAAAAUGAGCAAUUGAAGCUUUGGUUUGGCAACAUAGCAAAACAGAUUUCAUCACUCAAUGAACCUAUCACACCAAAAACUGUAAAAAAGGUGACUCAACUUCUUCAAGUGUUGGAUAAUGUGGAAGAAUUUCACAGUAUAAAAAGUACUUCAACUGUGGUUCAGUUUCUUUGUGACAGUAAAGAUGCAUUGAAAAAUGUUCUGAGAGCUGCUUCAUUAAAAGAAGAUUCUCUGGUGACAUUGGAAACUGUAGCGGACUUUAGUUACGCCUGGUGCACCAUCGACUUGUACACGAAGUACAUGCAAGACAGCAUUAAAGAGAACCCAGCAGUCACAAGUAGACUUCGCGCGCUAUUUCUGAAGUUAGCUAGUGCUAUGGAAAUACCCUUGCUACGGAUUAAUCAGGCGCAAAGUGAUGAUCUAGUAUCAGUUUCACAGUAUUACAGCAGCGAACUGAUCAAGUAUAUUCAAAAAGUAUUGCAAAUUAUCCCAGAAAUGGUUUUUAAUAUUGUCGAAAAGAUAAUAGACCUUCAAACUUGGACAAUUAAAGAAGUACCGACGAGAAUAGAGAAAGAGAAAUUGAGAGAGUAUGCUCAGAUGGAACAUAGAAUGGAAGUUGCUAAGCUCACACACUCUGCUUCAACAUUCACAACAGGCAUUUUGGAUAUGAGAUCAACAUUAGUUGGAGUGAUAAGAGUAGAUCCCGCAGAGUUACUGGAAGAAGGUUUACUUAGAGAACUAGACGGGCAUAUCAGUAAGAAGUUCUUUGAAUUCAUUGAGCCACAGGUGAGGAAGGCAAACAAUUUGUUGCCUCGCCUCCAAAAACUAGCUGAAAGUAUGGACGGUUAUAAGAGAUCCUUGGAAUAUAUUCAAGAUUACAUAAACAUUCAUGGCCUAAGAAUUUGGCAAAAACAGGUGUCUGCAAUCAUCAAUCAAAGUGUAGCGAAAGAAAUCAGUGUACGAAAAGGCGUUAGUUUGUAUGGACCGUCGGCUAGUUUCAUGGGAAGUCUUGCGCGACAGAUCGUUCAAAUAACAGAUGCAAGAAUGUGCAUUUACAUAAACAUAUCAGCAGCCUGGUUUGACGCUAAAAGCCAUAGCGAAGUCAUAAACACGAAAACAUUUGCCAAACUAAACGACGCGAUCGGCGUGCUUGGUCUACAUGGUUUAGACACUCUUUAUGGUUACAUGAUAAAAAACCAGUUGCAGCAAGUUCAGAAUAUCUUCAGAACUUAUCCAGACAAAAUUUCGAUUGGCAACACUGAUGUAAAGGAUUUGGAACAGGUCAUUGCUAAAGGGCACAAGACAUACCAGCAACUGUCAGAUUUGAUAGUUGUUAUAGGCACUCUACAAAUUCUGCGGAAACACAUCGCUUAUCAGCUAAAUACGAGCUGCAAAUUUGACUCCGCACAUUUAGAAGCUUCUUUGCGUACCAUGAAUGAGUCUCUACUAAAUGAAAUUAAAAAGAGUACUAAAACGGAAACCAAAUCAGUUCCAUUAGAACUGUUGCGCGGCUUAGAGGAAUAUUUGGUUCGAUGUGGAAUAAAUGAGCCUUUUGAAAAGACUUACGUGAAAAAUUGCCAUGAAUUUGUAAACUCAGAUAUGGGACGCCUGAUGGCAGUCGUUUUAUUUUCACAACUAUCCAGAUUGCAAAUAUGUUUAACUACAGGUGAUUUAAUAACCAAAAAACCAGGAGAAAAUGUUGAUGGUUAUCCACUUUUGAUUGGCAUUUAUACAUUGCUUCGCCAGUCAAAGACAGAAAGUGUUGAAAUCUUUAUCAACUAUCUUUGUAAAUAUGCUAAAGUUGUGACUAUGAACAAAUUAAAAUCUGCAGAAUCGACUUAUGAAGGCAUACUUAUAAUUAGAGUGUUGCAACUCUUUUGUGAAACAUUUAGUUAUUCUUUCUGUAAAAUUGAAGACAAAUUACCAAUGGUUUUGUUAACUCAAGUUCCACAAAAAUAAAACGCGAUAUUACCAAAGAAUACUCAUCUACUAAUUUUAUUAUUACUACUAUUAUGUAAAGAAGCGACCCUCUUUCCUUAUUCGCCAGUAACGUAAGGUUACGCGUAUAUCAAGGUUACACCCUACCCUAGCUGUAGUAUUCAGUAAAACGUCCUUGUCCCGCUCGAUUUACGAAUAGCGCUGUCCUUGGCGGGACAUUAGAGGGUUUAAUCUGUUCGCGUGUAUAAAGUGUUGAUGUGUAAUAUUACUAUGUACAAUACAUAUUAAGUUUUACAGAUGUAUAAUUAAUGUAAUUAAGAAUGAAAUUUUUUUAAAAUAUAGAAUAUAUUUUUAUUAAAAUCAUAACUUGUAUUUCAUUUAUAAGUUUAUAAGUACAUAUCUAUACCUAGCGAUCUGCCCCGGCUUCACACGGGUAGCUUAUUACAAUUUUUGUGGGGAUCUCUAAUUU
This is a messenger RNA of Maniola jurtina (meadow brown), 3977 nucleotides long. RefSeq names its product WASH complex subunit 5 (gene Strump). Bases 179 to 3529 code for a protein of 1116 amino acids. Gene Ontology annotation, cellular component: WASH complex; endosome. The record is from RefSeq and is a predicted model, not a curated record. Gene Ontology annotation, biological process: endosome fission; endosome organization; actin filament polymerization. The transcript is spliced from 12 exons. NCBI's taxonomy places the organism in Eukaryota, Metazoa, Arthropoda, Insecta, Lepidoptera, Nymphalidae.